Molecule: messenger RNA, 1517 nt
Organism: Erigeron canadensis
Lineage: Eukaryota; Viridiplantae; Streptophyta; Magnoliopsida; Asterales; Asteraceae
Product: calmodulin-binding protein 60 D-like
Exons: 4
Coding region: 211-1290 (359 amino acids)
Biological process (GO): regulation of salicylic acid biosynthetic process
Cellular component (GO): nucleus
Molecular function (GO): calmodulin binding; DNA-binding transcription factor activity; sequence-specific DNA binding
Source: RefSeq, a predicted model, not a curated record
AAACCAUUCGAUCAUAUAUAUAGAUAUAUCUCUUUUUGUUUGUUGAUCCACAACUUGUUUAAAUUUAAUUCACAGGUAAGAUCAGCGCGCUAAGGCCGGCCGGUGGAUUAAUUUCAAGGACAUUUCUCUUCUCCUAAGUAUUAAUAUCAGAAAGGAAUUAAAAAGAAGUAGACAAUAGAUACAUACCUUGCUAUAUAUGCAAUUGAUCAUAUGGACAAUUAUUAUCAUCAGAAUCCUCAAGAUCUGGAUUAUGAGGCAUCGGCAAGUUCAAGACCAAUAGACUUGAAGCUGAUGUUUUCAAGUGAAAUCGCUUCUCCGGUGUUUACCAAAGAUACGAUAGCAGGAGGUGAUGGCGGAAAUGAGUCCAUCAAAGUUUAUUUGGUUGAUAGUAACACGUUGGAAAAAGUCACCACCGGGUCAAUAGCCUCAACAAAGGUGAAGAUUGUACUUCUACAUGGAGAUGGUCUCAUCACGACUUCUCUAGAGUUCAAAGAGAACAUCGUGGUCGACCAUGGAAAGAAGAAAAAUCUUCUUCUAGGUAAUUGCUACGUCGAUCUAGAAAAUGGGUGUGGUACGGUGGGUAGAAUUAGAAUCAAGCAUGAUAGAAAUCCUAUUAGCAAUGUUACGUUUAGACUAGGAGCAAUGGUUGUAGAUAGUCGGUAUGCGGUCAAAGAGGCUAUAACAAAGCCCUUUCAGGUCAAGGAUCGCCGCAAUUUACCCAAGUGCUCGGGACCAAGGUCACUAGAAGAUAGCGUGGGGGAGUUGAUUAAUAUCUCAAAGAAGGGAAAGAUACGUGAUCGUCUUGAGAGUGAAAACAUUUUUACUGUGAGGAAUUUCAUUGAUAUGUACUUUUCAGAUGCUACAAAACUCCAAAAGAUUUGUCGCAUCAAAGGCAAAAAGUGGGACAUGACUAUAAAGCAUGCGAAAACAAGCCUCUUCGAAAAUGUGUGCAAUGCUUGCGAACAAGUUGGAUCCACCUCUCAAGAGUGGGAAAACUUACCAUCCUUUGACUACGAUGAUAGCGUCCUGUUUGAUGACAAUUGUUAUAAGCCGCGGCUUUGUGAAGAUGAUGAGUUUGUUAUGGAUUCUGAUUUUUCAACCAAAGAUGUCGAAAUGGGUGACAUAUAUCUUUAUGGGCGCGAUAAAGAAAAGGGAGUUAAUAUUGGUGAAUUGGUUUUCGUUCACAAUGCUGGGAUAGGGAAAGGAUUUCAGGCUAAGAAAUCAAGGUGGGUGAAACUACGCACAAUUUGGUUAUUAAUUAGGUCUUUCAUGAAGUCGUGUACUGAUUAAUUAGUGUUAUUAAUUAAGCUGGUUCAAUUCGAUUAUAUGGGUCCAGAGCCCCCAAUAUAUAUAAUUAUAAAAAAAAAUAAAACGAAUAAAAAACCUCUCUGUUGAUAUAAAUUAUACAUAUUUAACUUAAAUGGAAUAUGUCUACUCAUAGAACUCAUGGAGAAUUCUUGUAAAUAAAAUAAUUGUAAUGUAAUGUUUGAAGUUCAAGUGCUGUAUUUUAUUUGACA